CAGUAAUGGCGGAGGCUGCAGCUCCCGGAACAACAGCCACAACAUCAGGAGCGGCAGCGGCGGCGGCGGUGGCAGCGGCCUCCCCCACCCUCACCCCCACAGUCGCUUCCCAGUCCCCAGCGGCGGGAGGAGGAGGGGGAGGCAGCGGCGGUGGCUGGACCAAACAGGUCACCUGCAGGUAUUUCAUGCAUGGGGUUUGCAAGGAAGGAAACAACUGCCGCUAUUCCCAUGACCUCUCCACUAGUCAGUCUGCCAUGGUGUGCAGAUAUUAUCAGCGAGGGUGCUGUGCUUAUGGAGACCGCUGCAGAUAUGAACAUACCAAGCCAUUGAAACGAGAAGAAGUGACUGCUGCCAAUCUAGCUGCAAAACCUGACCCGCCAGCCUCUUCAAGCCUCCCAACACUGGUUGAAACACUUGCUGAAGCCAGUACUGGUGAAGCUGAAACAGAAAAUUCAAAUUUUGCAGCUGCAGGAGCAGGUGGGGAAGACUGGGUAAAUGCCAUUGAGUUUGUUCCUGGGCAACCCUACUGUGGACGUGCAGCCCCUUCUUGCACUGAAGCACCCCUGCAGGGCAUGGUGAUCGAGGAAGAAUUAGAGAAACAGCAAACCAAUGUGGAAAUGAAGAAGCAGCUUUGCCCCUACGCCGCAGUAGGAGAAUGCCGUUAUGGGGAGAAUUGUGUUUAUCUCCAUGGAGAUGCCUGUGACAUGUGUGGUUUGCAGGUCCUGCACCCAGUGGAUGCUGCCCAGAGAUCACAGCAUAUAAAAUCUUGCAUUGAGGCUCAUGAGAAGGACAUGGAACUCUCAUUUGCUGUCCAGCGCAGUAAGGACAUGGUGUGCGGGAUCUGCAUGGAGGUAGUCUAUGAAAAAGCCAACCCUAGUGAGCGCCGCUUUGGGAUUCUCUCCAACUGCAACCAUACCUACUGUCUAAAGUGCAUCCGCAAAUGGAGAAGUGCUAAGCAGUUUGAGAGCAAGAUUAUAAAGUCCUGCCCAGAAUGCCGCAUCACAUCGAACUUUGUCAUUCCAAGUGAGUACUGGGUGGAGGAAAAAGAAGAAAAGCAGAAACUCAUUCAGAAGUAUAAGGAAGCAAUGAGCAACAAACCAUGCAGGUAUUUCGAUGAAGGACGUGGGAGCUGCCCAUUUGGAGGGAACUGUUUUUACAAGCAUGCGUACCCUGAUGGCCGUAGAGAGGAGCCUCAGAGACAAAAAGUGGGAACAUCAAACCGAUACCGGGCCCAAAGAAGGAACCGCUUCUGGGAGCUUAUUGAGGAGAGGGAGAGCAGCAACCCCUUUGAUAAUGAUGAAGAUGAGGUUGUAACCUUUGAGCUGGGCGAGAUGUUGCUUAUGCUUUUGGCAGCAGGUGGGGACGACGACCUGACGGACUCUGAAGACGAGUGGGACUUGUUUCAUGAUGAGCUGGAAGAUUAUUACGACUUGGAUCUAUAGCACCUUUCAUUGGAGUUUGGACUUGUCUGCUCAGCCUCAGACAGUAGCUAUUUCCUGUGGUGUUGUGGCAGUGCCUGUGUUUCUCUCCUAGGCAGGCCUAUCAAUUCCAGGUGCUGUUGUAAUAAUUUUUACCCCCAGGGUCUGUCUCCCUUUCCUUCCCAACUCCCUGCCUUCUUCCCCCAGGAGUGUGUUGUUUUCUCUGUUAAAAAAAAAUAACAAGAAAUAAAUCUUAAAGUUAGUUU
Messenger RNA from Gracilinanus agilis (Agile Gracile Mouse Opossum), 1684 nucleotides. RefSeq names its product makorin ring finger protein 1 (gene MKRN1). The record is from RefSeq and is a predicted model, not a curated record. The coding region runs from base 6 to 1442 and encodes 478 amino acids. Gene Ontology annotation, biological process: protein polyubiquitination. NCBI's taxonomy places the organism in Eukaryota, Metazoa, Chordata, Mammalia, Didelphimorphia, Didelphidae. The transcript has 8 exons. Gene Ontology annotation, molecular function: ubiquitin protein ligase activity; metal ion binding.